Messenger RNA from Ctenopharyngodon idella (grass carp), 3286 nucleotides. It is a transcript of the gene atf6b, whose product is annotated as activating transcription factor 6 beta. Gene Ontology annotation, biological process: regulation of transcription by RNA polymerase II; endoplasmic reticulum unfolded protein response. The record is from RefSeq and is a predicted model, not a curated record. Gene Ontology annotation, cellular component: nucleus. The transcript is spliced from 17 exons. Gene Ontology annotation, molecular function: RNA polymerase II cis-regulatory region sequence-specific DNA binding; DNA-binding transcription factor activity, RNA polymerase II-specific. Lineage: Eukaryota; Metazoa; Chordata; Actinopteri; Cypriniformes; Xenocyprididae. The coding region runs from base 224 to 2227 and encodes 667 amino acids.
UUGUUAGGGAAAUGAAUUUCCUUGUCUGUGUCAGGCGAGUGACGGAGCGGUAUGGCGAAUUAAACCAUUAAACAGACCCAAUACAGUCAUCUUUUUCAUGGUUUCCGGUGUUUCACUAACUGAUGGACUCCCCUGCGCGUGUAAAAGUAAGCUGGUUGAUGUGAAAUCGGCUACGCCUGUGUGAUUUCCCGGCGGAUUGUGGACGGAGUCGCGGCUGUGUGCGAUGAUGACCGCGGAGCUGCUGCUGUCGGACCCGGACAGCCGCUUCUGCGCCGAUAACCUGCUGACCAGCGAGGACUGGGAUGCCUGUCUGUAUCAGUGUGAGGAUAUGGAGGAGGAUUUCACCGGAGAACUGAAGUAUAACACAUCGCUGGACCGGGAUCUCAUCCUCACGCUGGACCCUGAUAACCCCACGUCACCAUGGAAGAACCUGGACCUCAACCUCACAGGUGAAAUGUCAGUCAUGAAGGAUGAAAUGACAAUAACACAACCUCUGCCAGUGGACAUGUUUUUCCAGGUGAAGACCGAACCUCCGUCACCGUCGUCGUCUCUGACCUCUGACAGCUCCAUACUGUCUUUACCUGAAGCUCAGGUGAUGGUGAAAAGUGAGAACCCGCCCACUCCGCCGUACAUGUAUGGAGACGUGCUGUCGCCGCCGCUGGCCAGUGUGGAGGUGACCGUCGCCAGCGUCGCUCCACAGCAUCAUCCUCCUGCUGCCCUGACCGUACAGACGCUGAGCAGCCUCGACGCACAAACCACAGCCACACUGAAGGCCAGCAGCAUUCUGAGCAGCAAACCUCUGCUCCAGCCCAAACCCGUGUGUGUGACGCCGCUGCCUGUGGCUCCGAGCCCGAGUCCGGCCAAAGCCCUGAUCCUGCAGAGCCUUCCUGUUCCUGUUUCUCCAAUCGACCAGAACGCCACACCUGUGGUUCUGUCUCAGUCCGUGUGUCUGGGUUCUGCUCCUGCUAUAGUGAAGAUGGAGCCUCUCUCUCCCAGCAUGCCUCACUGCAGCAGCCCGUCAGCCCCGGCCCCGAGCAAACCCAUCAUCCCCGCGUCCAGCCUGCCUGCCAGCAGCUGCAGUGACAUAGACAUGAAGGUUCUGAAGCGGCAGCAGCGCAUGAUCAAGAACCGAGAGUCGGCCUGUCAGAGCCGCAAGAAGAAGAAGGAGUACCUGCAGAACCUGGAGGCGCAGCUGCGGGAGGCGCAGCAGGAGAACGAGCGUCUGCGCAGAGAAAACCAGGCGCUGCGGCUGAGGCUCGCCGGGAAAGAGGCUGUUGAAUCCGGCAGCAAUAAGAGAGCUGUGUGCGUGAUGGCUCUGUUCCUCUUCAUCACCUUCACCUUCGGCCCCGUCAGUCUCAAAGAGCGGACACUGGACGCGGGGUUAGAGGAAGCGGCCGUGCCUCUGACAGGAAGACACCUGCUGGAGUUUGAGAGCUCUCAGGAGCCGAGCGGGAACAUGGAGCGAGAGGAAGGAGAAGCCGAGCUGGAGAAAGAGCCUGCGCUCUCAUAUCAGUUCAGGAAUCAGAGCGCUGUGUUCAGUGACGUGAAGGAGCUGCUCCUGCAGGAUAUCGACCGGUACUUCUCCUCUCCGGACUGCCGGCAGUUCAAUCGCUCCGAGUCCCUCAGGUUGGCGGAUGAGCUGCGCGGAUGGGUUCAUCGACAUCAGAGCAACCGGAAGUCUGAUGGGAAGCCUAAGGUUGUGAAGAAGACUAAAAUAGCUCAGCAGAAAGCUCAGCACAGGAAGACAAACUUCUCCAGGUACCUUCCUAUUCAGGCUCAUCGAUCCAUAGAAAGUCAGCUGCAGGUGCUGCCGGGGCCGGAGAUCAGCUACAGCGACUUCCUGGACGCCAUCGACCGGCGCGAGGACACCUUCUACGUCGUGUCCUUCAGACGGGAUCACCUGCUGUUACCUGCCAUCAGCCACAAUAAAACAUCUCGACCCAAAAUGUCUCUGGUCAUGCCUGCCAUGGCCAUCAACGAUUCGGUGUAUAACUCGUCUCAGGGUGGUUAUGAGAUGAUGAUGCAGGUGGACUGUGAGGUGAUGGACACCAGGAUCAUCCCAAUCAAAUCCUCUGUAGUCCCGCCCUCUCUCAGAGACCCGCCCCCCGCCCCGCCUCCUCACCAUCAUCACCACGGCAACCACACCUCCCUCCGCAGCCGCACCCAGCAGUCCCACGGCAGGCGGAGGGGAUCGGGUUACUUGAUCAGCCAGAGCGGGUCCGUGUGACGCUUCCACAUCAGACACGCUAAAGUGACGCUUCUUCAGUCCGUUGCACUUACACGGUUGCCGUGGCGUGUGCCACACAUUUCCUUCCUUCCUUCCUGUUUGUGUUCAGACCUUCUGUUCCUGUAUGCAGUGCAUCACCUGCUGUCUUUUUUUUUUUUUUUUUUUUAUACGUAUGUUGUUUUGUUUUUUUACAGAUUUUUAUUGAGAUUAUUUAAAAAAAUAAUGUGCUUCUACUAGAUGUGUGUGAUAUAAAUAUUUGAACAUAAGAAAUAAUUUCCGUCACGCGUUUCUACAUGUAUGUACUUUAAUCUUUCUCACGGUCGAGUUUUUCAGAUAUGAAUCAGGAGGUUUGCUGAAGAUUGUCCGUUCUCAUUGGAGCUUGUGGUUUUUGACGUCAGUAAAAACACAUUUUAGGACGUUACAGAAUCUUCUGCCUGUAAUGUUUUAGUUUGCAGACGUCUGGUCUUCAGUGUGUCGCUGCUUUUGCUACAAACCACUAUCAUGAUCCGAUCACAUCUGUAAUAUUUGCUGAAAUUCAUGUUUAUUCAACUGAAGUUAUUAUUGUAAAGACUCGAUACAAUCCAGAAUGGAUCUGUGUACCAGUUUUUAUUAGUGAAUGAGUUUUGAUUGACAGGUGCGGGAAGCGUUUGUUUGCCGAUCCGCUCCACCAGCAGUCCAAACGUCUCUUGGUUUUGUUAUCUGCGUUCACACACAAAGGGAACAAAACGAUGUACAUUUUCAUUGCAGAGACUUUUCUUUCUGUGAAGUUGUUUAUCUUCUGAUCAAAGGUAUUUUUUGUUUUCCGUCUGCGAUCUUCAUGACUUCUUUUCAAAUGUAUCUGUGAUGAUGAUGAUGAUGAUGAUGAAACUUUCCCAUCAUGCAAUGCUCUAGCAUGCUUCUGUUAUCUGUGAUGGAGGGAUGAUUUAUGUAAAUUUAAACCUGCUUUUUUACUUUUUUAUUUAAACGAGCAUUCACAAGGAAAAUGCUUCACAUUUUCUCUUCCUGUCUUGAACUACUGUCUUCGUUUGUAGAGGAGAAAAUAAAUUUGAUAAAUACUAA